AUGGCAGUUUGUUAUGGAAAGCGGAGAGCUCUGGUCAGUUUAUACUUCAGUCCAAAUUCCAAUGAUAUAAGAGGAGUUGAUAAGAUGAUUUGGGAGAAUGUAACCCCACCCAAAGUCAUAUGCUUUGCUUGGUUAGCUUGGAGACAGAGAUUGAAGACUGCUACAUACUUGCAAAGAGCUUGUGUUAUCAAUGGCAAUGCCAAUAUGGAUUGUGUGUUCUGUAAUGCUGAACCAGAGACUGUGAACCAUGUGCUACUAUGGUGCCCACAUAUCUGGAGAAUUUGGUCUGAUGUGCUACUAUGGUGGGGGAUCCAUUGGGUGAUGCCAGAAUCUAUGGAAGGAGUGUUGCUUUGGUGGUCUGGGUUCACAUUCAACAAAUUUGAACAGAAAAUUUGGAAAGCUUUACCUCUGGUAAUAUUAUGGUCCAUCUGGAAGUUGAGGAAUGUUUUUAUCCUGGGUAAACAACCAGAUUCACUGGCACUAUGCAACUACAUUAAAACUAAAGUGGCUAUGUGGGUUAGAGCUUCAUCUCCAGGUGUGCCUUUCUUUGUUAAUGAUCUGGUUUUCAAUCUUCGGCAAUUCAGUUUUUGGGUGAGGAAUUGA
This is a messenger RNA of Camellia sinensis, 603 nucleotides long. NCBI's taxonomy places the organism in Eukaryota, Viridiplantae, Streptophyta, Magnoliopsida, Ericales, Theaceae. The record is from RefSeq and is a predicted model, not a curated record.